AUGAACAACAAUUUUACUUUACAGGAUCCAAGAUUAGCCGCCACUGCCCCCUUGAUGGAUCAAAGACUUUCUACAGAUCAAGAGCAACAUAACCAGCAACGUAUGCCAACAAGGGCAAAUUCCCUCGGAAACGGGAACGAAAUCCAAGGGCCACACAGCAGGAUCGACCAAUCAGAUGUUACUUUGAAUCCAUAUGAGUUGUCUACGAUAUGGACUCCUUCCAACAGAAGCUCGGGUGGUUCGAUUUCGUCUCUUCCCUGUAUGAACGGAGAACUCCCUUUGAGUGCCGGUGCAUUGGGUUCGAACGCGGGUUCGAACUCGAACUUCUUUCCAGUGACUUAUGAACCCCAGGGGGCUUCUUAUUCUGGUUUUGGGUUCAAUAGCAGAAGGGCCUCCUAUGCUGCUGAUUCCGGUGUUCUGAACGAGGGCUCAAUAUGGUCCUCAGACCCCCUUUCUCCUAGACUGUCACAAGCCAGCAACUUGUUGGGAUCGUUAAAUCACCAUGGGAAGUCCUCUUUUUCCGGUCCGGUGCCAUCAAACGCUACUUCGAACCUUGCUUCCGCAGGUUCAGUGGCAACCCAAGCCACAAACGGGUCUCCCUGGGACUCUCCCCAGAAUGCAUUCCCUAUAAAUGAGUUUGUUCCCCCUUCAAGACGCCACUCAUAUGCUGCUGUUGGCGAUAACCAAUGGCUAACCGAGAACUUUGGAAGUGGACUGGGAAUCACCAAUCCAACCAUCUCCCAUCAGCACCAGAACCAGGUCCAGCAGCAACAGUUCCAUUCCCAGCAACAGCAGAACCAAAAUUCCGCUGCAUUUGGACAGCAAAGAUUAUAUCGUGGCUCUUCUCCUGGUGCUGUUCAAGACCUCUUAAGGGAGCAGGACCAGGUCUAUUCUGAUGCUGACUCCUACUUCACAGAGCGUGCCAACAGAGUACAUGUAACCGGAAAAAGCGCAGUUGAUUUGCCCAGUGCUUUGGCUGCUUUGAACCAGGUUGGAGUUCAUCUUCCAAAGUUUCCUGGGAAUACUCUUCCAGGAGUGCAAUUGGCAUUGGUUUCCUUCAAAGCAGGCAGAGUCGAUGUGUUUUAUCAUCCAGAGAACACAUGUCAUAACCUCAAGAUUGGCGAUUUUGUUCUGGUUGAGGCCGACCGUGGCACCGAUCUUGGUAAGGUUGUUCGGCUAGAUGUUUCCAUAGACGAGGCAAGACUGUUGAAGUUACGCCAGCAUCAGGAGCAACAGUCUGCGUUGUCUCUGAAUGGACCAGGCAACUCUCCUCCUCUCAAUGCGGUCAAUCUCUCUGCCUCACAGGCAUCUCCACCUCCGUCUCUACAUUACCCCAAACCCCUGGUUAGGUUUGCCUACGCCAAUGAAGUCUCACAACUUCAAAGCAAACAGUCUGAUGAAGAAAAGGCUAAACAGGUGUGCUCCAUGAAGGUGAAGGCUCACGGGCUGUCCAUGCAGGUGGUUGAUGCGGAGUACCAAUGGGACAGAAGGAAGCUGACAUUUUAUUAUUGUGCCGAUCAUCGUAUCGACUUUAGAGAUCUGGUCAAAGAACUAUUCAGAAUUUACAAGACAAGGAUCUGGAUGUGUGCUGUUAAUUACCAACAUCAACUGGACCAGCCACCGGCAUCUAUGAUGACCAAGCAUAUGAAGAACUUUGGUCUGGGGUCAGACUUGGAUGUUCCGGCAAAUGUCGUUCCAAGGAUGUUUCCCCUUUCUCCUCCUUCCACGGGAGGAAACAGUCAAGGGUCUAGAAAGAACUCGGGCUCGGCGAAGGUUAUGGGCAAACUGAUGCACUGA
Molecule: messenger RNA, 1797 nt
Organism: Kuraishia capsulata CBS 1993
Lineage: Eukaryota; Fungi; Ascomycota; Pichiomycetes; Pichiales; Pichiaceae
Exons: 1
Coding region: 1-1797 (598 amino acids)
Cellular component (GO): cytoplasm
Source: RefSeq, a predicted model, not a curated record